Caenorhabditis elegans is the source of this 5310-nucleotide messenger RNA. RefSeq names its product Protein transport protein sec16 (gene sec-16A.2). The coding region runs from base 10 to 4908 and encodes 1632 amino acids. The record is from RefSeq and is marked reviewed. The transcript has 16 exons. Lineage: Eukaryota; Metazoa; Nematoda; Chromadorea; Rhabditida; Rhabditidae.
UGGGUACCAAUGAGCUUCUAUUGGCAACAAGGCCUACCAAAUCAACAAGACACUGGCCAACAAUCACAGCAACCAGCACAACAAGGACAAUGGGAUUUCAUAAACCUGGGAGGAGCACCGGCGCCACAACAUCAGUGGAAUCCAGCUACUCAGCAACAAAAUAAUUAUUACUAUCACCAACAACCAGCAGCCCCACCGCAGCAGCAUACUAACCCUCAACAACCUCCACAGCAACAAUACAACGUUCCCACUAACAGCCACCAGACUGCAGAGCAGAACUAUCAACAGCAAUGGGCACAGCAACAAUAUCAAAACCAGGCUCAACCUCAGCCACCUCAACAGCCUUCUCUUUCAAGCCAGCAAAUCCAACAUCAGCCACAGUUGCCGAAAGCAAAAAAGGCACCAAAAGUUCAAACCAACACGCAACAACAAGUGCAACAGAAUUUCAAUCCAACACCUCCAGUCUUAACAACUUCCCAGAAACCUGGAAAUACACAACAGGAUUACUACUAUUCCCAGCAGCAGCACACACAACAAAAUGUCUACCAAACAAAUCAUGUUCAUCCCGAAGAAACUCAAGUAGUCGCUCAAGCGCUCCAACCGACAGCUGAAUCGACCUACUUUCCACCACCACCUGUCCAGCAAGUUGGGUCGGCGCCACCAUCGAAGGAAGUAACCCCUGAACGGCACUUUACGGCAGCAGCACCCGCGCCACAUGUGGAGCAAGUGGCUCUAGUACCCACUCCUCCAACACUAGCCCCUAAAAGUCAGGCUCCAAAUACAGCGAAAAAAGCGGAGCAUUUGACAGUUACUGCCCCAAUUGCUGCGGAAACGCCAAAAACGAAAGUAACCCCAACUUCAUCAGAAGACGACUGGGAAAAGGCUGACAUGGAAGUUCAACGCGUGGAAGAUGAGAACAAACGUCAAAAGGCAGUGCCAUCUACUGCGGUUUCGGAAAAGCCAGAAGAAUCGCGAGAAUCUUCGUCCCUUGGCGGAUCAUGGUCUCAGCAGGAUACCGAACCUUCAGAGCGAAGUUCUGUCGAGCCUGAAAUCUUGGAGCACCCAGUGAAAUCUGAAUCAGAUAAAGAAGAAAAAACUCCCAGAGUUUCAAUGUCUGAGUUUCCGAAUCACGAAACUACUCCAACGAUAGUGACCAUGUCUGUGUCUACUAAUGAAGAUCGGCAGAAAACUCCAGAAGCUGGAAACCUGAGUCAGAACACCUCAAUUGUUCUGAAUACAACUGAUAGCCCUCUUGAAGCAAUUGCCACUAGUACACCUAAGGAAAUCAAGCCGGAAAAAAGAUCAUCAGUGUCUUCUCAAGGAACAAUUGGCGCGGAAAAAACAAAGGCUAAAAAGAAAAACAAGGAUGAAGCCGUGUCAUCAAUGUUCAAAAGACCUGACCAGUUCUCUGAAAAUGGUGAGGCCUCUGGAAAUAACAGUGACAGCACGAUGGCUUCUGGUCGGCCAGAUUUUGAAAGAGGACAUGCAAGAGCCAGUUAUCGUGAAUAUAAGAAGACGUACAAGGAGAUAAUUGAUCGCUUGAAGAUGAUGAGAACAGAUUCUCAUCGCCCUGAUUUCCGCCCAGCUUCGAAACUUGCAAAUCCACUUUUGGCCGCUGCCGGACUAUCACGUCUUCAUCCAGCAAUUCGUCGAGAGUCUGCCGGAGGACGCAACGAUGGGAGAACUUCGGUUCCUCUUCAUCACAGCCAUAGUUUUACGGAGCAUAUGUAUCACGAUCAGAAUGGUGGUCGCAGGAGUCGUGUGAGCCGACUUGAUCCAAAUGCCCGCCCUUCAUCUAGACAGGCAACUGGAUAUCAAACAGCAAAUCAAAGCUACAAUCACUAUGACCAACAUAAUCACAGUUAUCAGCAUCAGCAAAUGCAGCACCGAGGCCGUCACAGUGCAUUGGGAGUUCCAUUUGAUGCGAGACGAACGCCAUCUUCGUAUAUUAGAACGUUUUCUGGAGAAUAUGGACAAGAACCACAAGAGACCUCAAGCAUAUCAGAAAACGAGGAUGAUGGAGAUAAUGUGGAAAGUGAUGAUGAGCUUCGAGGUUUCAACAUGGAACGACAACACGAGCGACGAGGAUACAACAAUGCUCAGUAUCAAGAAGUGCAAUGCCCAAUUGAAGAAGAUGGCAGCGCUCUGUACUAUUGUGGAGUUGUUCACGUCAACAUGGAUAUAUGGCGUCGAAUCACACAGAGCUAUCAGAUCCCAGCAGAGUUUAAUGAGCUGAAGCCAAUUGAGAAGGCCGCGUACAUUUUCUACGCAGUUAUUCACAAACAGCCGUGUAGAAAUUUGGAUACUUUCCGCAAACAGUUCAAUUUCUAUUUCUAUAAGUACGGAAUGGAAGGAGACUCUGACGAUGAUGCACUUUUUAAGGUGUGCCGAACAAUGCAAAAUCACUACAUUGAACGACAAAGAGAAAAAGAACGUGCCAAUCAAAACAUGAUGUCAACUUUGUUCAGCGAUGAUACCAGCAUCGAUGGUGGUAACGUCUAUUCUCUGCCAAAUCUCAGUACCGUCGAACCACCGAAAAGUAUCAUUGCCAAGAGACAAAGCGAUAUGAACAGUGUCUGCGAAGAAUCUCUCAAUGCUUACGACAUUUAUAACAAUGGACCUCUCAAAUUUACAUGCCCCCACAGUUUCAUGAACAUCUCAACUGGAGGACAAAUUAUUUCAAUACGCCCUGAUCAGUCGAUUUCUGCUGUUGUUUUUGAUGAUAUCAAAUCUGUUCUGAAAGAUGUCCCAACUUUGCAAGUCAAAGAUGCUGCGAUGACAUUCAAAGGGCCACUUAUUCCACAUCAAUCGGCUCCACACACUGUCCGCCUUUACAUCACUAAACAAAUUGAGAACAUUAAAAAUUCCGCAGUCGCAAUUGAAAAUCCGGAGGCAAAUGAUGUAGUGGAGUCAUUGCUCAUUUGGCAACUUCUCGAAACUAUGGUUAAGCAACAAGGAAACAUCACUGGGCCAGAUAUUGCGGAACUUCUUGCGAAAGUAGCCAGUCAACCUGUACAAAUUGAAGCUCCACCACAACAAGCAAACAUCGCCCCUGCUCUAACUCAGUUUACGAAGUUCCUUCUUGGAGGACAUAUUGAUGAAGCGGUUGAAAGUGCUCUUCGCAAUGGGCUAUUUGCUGAUGCCCUUGUUUUGACUCGACGUCUUUUCCCGAACGAUGAGCGCAGAAUCGAGCAGAUUGAGAGCAGAUUUUUGCAGACAAGAUCGAUGAGCAACCCGGUUACAACGCUAGUGUCCGUCGCUAAAGGAGAAUCCCCACCAGUUUUGACAAAUCCGCCACUUGACGAUCAUCUCAGCUGGGGAACACAUGCUGCCAUAAUCUUGGCAAACUUGGAUCAACGUGGACCAGCAAUGAACACUAUUUACCAACUGGGCCGAGCACUUGCUAAGAGAGAUUAUCACAGUGCUGCUGAUUUUUGUUUCCUUGUUUGUGGAGUCUUGGGAGGUACAAAUCCGUUCGAACCAAUCGCAACACCGGAAGGCGAGGAAGAUUACCGACGCCACAUUUCACUCGUUAACUCUGAUAUUCCCGAUAACGAGUCUAAUCCAAAAUGUCAGUACGGAUUCUUGCUCACAGAUCUUCACGCCACAGAAAUUUUCGACUAUGCGUUGCGAUUAAAAGCCGAUCGCGAAUCACCAUUGACAAAGUCUGUGGAGUAUCAGACUGCACGCAUCAAAUAUGCUAAGCUCCUGGCUAAUCAUGGAUUCAACACUGACGCCUACAGAUACUGCACAGAAGUUGCUCGAGCCAUCUGGAACAAUUUGUAUCUGUUUAAAGCAGACGACCUUUUGGAAUUGUGUGAUUUGGCUGAAUCAUUGCAAUAUGCAGCUUCAGUUAAUCCAUCCGAAUCGCAAUGGAUUCAUGACUUGAGAACCACUGUUCAAGCUGGUUUUGUCUAUACGCCUCAACCAACACAAACUGUAAAACACUUGGAAAAUAAGCCAGUUCCCAGUGUUCACCAAGGUUAUGACCUGCAAAGCAAUGCACAAGACGAUCCAGAAGUUCCAAGAGAGCCAGUCCAACACGUUCCAAUCACACAAAAUGUUAUCGAUCCCGUUCCGACUCACUCGGCGUUCACUCCAACUAUUCAACCAAAGGACCCGGAGCUCUCACAUCCACCCCAAAACCAAGUUUAUCGUGAAGAACCUCCUCACAUCCCGCCAACGCCAACGCCAUCAGUUCAUCAAGAGCAACACUAUCAGCAGUUUGACCAAUCGUUCUCACAAAGCCUGACUCAACAGGCCCAAGAAGAUGGAUUCAUGACACCCCCGGAUUACAGCGAUGGACCUCUCACAAUGGCAUCAUCACCCCCCACACUGCCACCUGUGCAAUCUGUUCCAGUAUCGUCUAAGCCUGCGCCUCCAUCGGCUGAAAAUCAGGCUCAGAAUUCUACGUCUCCCCAGCAACCAACACAAGAACAAGGACAAGAAACCCAAGAUAGAAAUCCGGAUCAAGGGGGAUGGCUGAAAUCAAUUCAAAGCACCGUUCAAAACACCGUUCAAAAAGCGACCGGGAGGAAUCCAAUGAAUCUUCCAGAAGACCGAAAUCCGUCAAUUGUGUGGGAUAGUACUCAAAACAAAUAUGUCGGAGCUGGAGUAGAGCAAGAACCAGUUGCUCCGCCUCCACCAAUGGCCCAGGCUGGACCUGCUCCGCCAGUGGGGGGAGGUGGAUUAAGAGCUGCUAGAGGUGCUUCUCGCUAUGCCAGAGUUGGAGGCACAUCGUCGUCUGCUUCGCAAGCUCCCGCUGGAAUGAUGGCUCCGGCACCACCAACAGCGAAUUUUGGAUUCAUUCCUGCUCCAGUUGACAAUGAUAAUGAUUCCGUUGAUCCAUUCAGUGGUCAAGCCAACCCAACUAUAAUGCAGUCUGCUCCAAUGUCGUCUGAUGAAUAAUAGUAAACAAUUUUGUUGUUUUAAGAUGUUUACACCAAAUGCUCCAUUUCCGGCCUUGUGAUAGUGUCACUUUUACUUUGUUUCCCUUUGAUUUUCAUCAAAUUUUAUUUUUUUGAGACCUUUACUGCUAUUGGGAUGGGUUUGUUUUUUAACGAUCAAUUUUUCAACGCCAACAUGUAUUGUUUCAUCAUUGAUAAUUAUUCUAUUCGUGAUGGGUUUUCCUCGAAUUUCUAUUAUUUAUCUUUUGGUGGAGGAUACGGAAGUGUAGAUUACUUUCUAAGUCAACCCUAUAUUGUUGUGAGUACACACACCUACGCCAGAUUUGUUUUAUAUUUAUUUUCUUUUCAAAAACGGUUUCUUUGGUGUAGUCAGUAGUAAAUGAAAUAUCUAUUUUUGCAAAUC